Molecule: messenger RNA, 627 nt
Organism: Nicotiana attenuata
Lineage: Eukaryota; Viridiplantae; Streptophyta; Magnoliopsida; Solanales; Solanaceae
Product: protein TERMINAL FLOWER 1-like
Exons: 4
Coding region: 35-556 (173 amino acids)
Biological process (GO): negative regulation of flower development; vegetative to reproductive phase transition of meristem
Cellular component (GO): nucleus; cytoplasm
Source: RefSeq, a predicted model, not a curated record
AGCAAUCCAAAAGAUCUUUCUCUCUCUCUCUAUAAUGGCAAGGAAUGUAGAGCCUCUAGUAGUAGGGAGAGUAGUAGGGGAUGUUCUUGAUUCAUUCAGUCCCACUGAUAAAAUGACAGUCACUUACAACAAUAAACAAGUUUGCAAUGGCCAAGAGCUCUUCCCUUCUGCAGUCACUAUCAGACCUAGGGUUGAGGUUCAAGGUGGUGAUAUGAGAACUUUCUUCACCUUGGUCAUGACAGACCCUGAUGUGCCUGGCCCUAGUGAUCCGUAUCUGAGAGAACAUCUUCACUGGAUAGUGACUGAUAUUCCAGGAACUACAGAUGCCACCUUUGGAAAAGAGUUGGUUAGCUAUGAGAUCCCAAGGCCUAAUAUUGGAAUACAUAGGUUUGUGUUUGUUCUCUUUAAGCAGAAAUGCAGACAGUCAGUUAGUCCACAUGCUGUUUCCAGAGAUCACUUCAACACUCGCAACUUUGCCAACGUAAAUGACCUUGGCCCGCCUGUCGCCGCCGUCUUCUUCAAUGCACAACGAGAGACCGCCGCCAGGAGGCGCUAGCGAUUGUUUGAAGUUUUUGGGAUCAUUUGGUUCACAUGCUAGUCGUGCGGGGACUAAUGCAGGAAUUAUUU